Molecule: messenger RNA, 875 nt
Organism: Aedes albopictus (Asian tiger mosquito)
Lineage: Eukaryota; Metazoa; Arthropoda; Insecta; Diptera; Culicidae
Gene: hoka
Exons: 3
Coding region: 139-429 (96 amino acids)
Source: RefSeq, a predicted model, not a curated record
UACUCAGUUCGCACGACAAGGUCUAGUUAUUCGAACGACUUCAGGCAAAACUUAUAACAUAAUUCGCGCAUCUUCAAACCUAGUGAAAGUGUUCUGGAAAUUUGAAUCUGAUCCAGCGUUACGACAUAUCCGGUCAUCAUGCAGCUGUUCAAGAGGAAAGCCUUCUACUUUGCAUUGCUGCUAGUCGUACUAAGCAUGUGCUUAGAUGAAACCGAAGCCAGACGUAAGAUCCUCCGUGGACGGCGUACCAUCACCCGCACGCACAAACGUGGAACUGCAAUCCCGGCGUGGGCCAUCGUUACCCUGGUUGGAAUUGCCAAUAUUUUAAUCGGAGGACUGGCCUAUCUAGCGUUCCGAAAAUUGGUCCUACAAACACCGAUCGAGAACGUCAAUUCCUACACGCCCGCAAUGAUGCAGGACGAUUCGUAACAUGGUACUGCGUUGCCAUCAACAACACAGCUAUUUAUAGGUUAAGCGGUUAAGCUACACAUUAAGAACUACAGAACAUCUCCCUCCAGUUAUGUCCGUGAACGAUCCGACAUGUUUCGAACGACGCGUCUGUAUCAUUUUCAAACCAGUCAAUAAACUCCGAUAAGACACAUUUUUAAGGGCGGACGGGACGGUCGGGGAAAUAUCCGCCAUUGCUCUGUUGCUAUUAAGAUGGUAAUCUCAGAUUCUACUUCAUAUUUUGCAACAAAAACCUAUCACUGUCUAUCACUUGCAGUACAUAUGCUGAUUGUUUUUCAGCAUCUUCAGUGCGGUAGAACUCGAGAUUACCAUCUUCAAAAUCGCGAGGCAAAUUGUUAGAAAGAGAGGCAAGAUAGGAAAAAUAACAAGGCGUCCCGUUUCACCUUAAGACGAAACACGUCAAUCAA